Sclerotinia trifoliorum is the source of this 1788-nucleotide messenger RNA. The record is from the annotation of a GenBank genome assembly. NCBI's taxonomy places the organism in Eukaryota, Fungi, Ascomycota, Leotiomycetes, Helotiales, Sclerotiniaceae.
AGAUUCCAUUUUAUUUCACAUGCAAUUCAACGCGUCUCCCCCACAUACAGUAAAGUAAAGUAAGUCUUACAUCGCGUCAUUUAUAGAUCAUCUUUUCACAACAACAAACGAACACCAGCACCCAACAAUACAUUUUCACGUCAUGUCUGUCCUGAGACGUCUUCAGACAGGCGCUGAGCGCCAUGGUCCACAAUCAUCCCCAGCACCAGCCAGAUCCGGCCCUUCUCAUCAAAACGAGCCAAGCUCCUUCCCUGAAUACACUCCACCAACAUGUCCUCUUUCCGCAAAUGCUCAACGUGCCAUUUCCAAUAUUCGCACGCUUCAUAACACUACUAAGCUAAAGAAACAUCUCGGCUCUGCUAUCAAAAAUAUCACAGACACAACUGUUGCCAAUAACGAUAGAUUAUGGGAACGCAAACGACAAGUAGAAAAAAAUGCGCGCAAGAGAGAGAGGGAUGGACAACAAGAUGAAGAGAAGCCUGCGGAGCACAAAGAUUUGGAAAUUCACACGAGACAUAUGGCGAAGAAGGUUAAGGCUUGGACAGAGCAGGCGGAGAUAGCCAUGAGGGUCUUGAUUGAUAAGGGCGAUGAGAUGGAGAGGAACGAUAUGGUUAUUAGAGAUGUUUGUGAUAAAUUAGCUGAGGCUAACCCUCCUCCUUCACAUCGGAGAAUCAGAGGCCAGGAAGAUGAGGAAGAAGCGAAGCAGGAUGGGGAGGUCAUCAGUGCGGUGGAAUUGUUGGAUCAAAUCAAGGAGGAGUACAAGACUAAAUAUGAGGCCGAAACUAUGACGAAAAGGUAUUAUAUCCUUCUCUAUGAGCACUUUUGAAGUCGGCUACUGAGGUUUGGCGUAUUGACUAACCAAACUCUCUUUUACAGAUAUGCCUCUCAUAACGAUUACAAGAGCUUCAAGCGCGUAGUCCACGAUUCCCUCUACCCAGACCAAGACGUACCGCUUGCUAAAGAAUCCACAUGGUUCCCUUCCGACCGCUCUCAUCCUUCUGCCCAGGGAGGCCAACGAGGUGAAGAGGAAUCCUCUGAUGAUGAAAUUGUCAUUGAGAAAAUCGUCAAAGAUCUCAAAUGUCCCCUCACCUUCGCCACUUUCCGCGAACCAUACACCAAUAACAAGUGCAACCAUAGUUUUGAGAAGGAAGCAAUCGUUGAGUAUCAUAGGAAAAACGCGACGGUUCAUCAAGGGGAAAGAGUGAUUAAGUGUCCGGCAAUGGGAUGUGAAAAUUUUAUUGCUAUGAAGGACAUGUAUGAUGAUCAAUUGCUGAUGAGACAGGUGAAGAGGGCUACAGAGAGAGAGAGAAAUCAUGAUAGUGAGGAUGAGGAUGAUGAUGCUCCAAGAGGUACCCAGAGAAAUAGACCUGAGGAGUUAGUCGAUGAGAGUACGUUUUUAGAUGUGGAUGAUGAGGAUAGGAGGAAAGAGUGUGAAGAGGGAGAUAAUGAGCAGUAGGGGUGCACCUACUUUGACGCAGGUCAGUACGGAUGGUGAGGAUGAAGAUCAAGAUGAAUAAAAUGGCCAACAGGUUUUGAUGCGGAUGGGCAAGGAGUAUGAAAAAUAAUGAUUAUGUUCAAAUAUCAAUGCUGGGAAUUGAGCUACUGGUCUCACUGUCUCUUUAUCCUUGCCGAAAUUUUCGUAAAUCCAAGUCCCAAACCACCCGAGAUACCCAAGAUGUAUGGUUUCCGGGACUAUGUACUAGCAAUAUGGUGGUAACUGGAUGAUACUCUGGUAUGGGCGAUAGGUUGAGUUGAUCUUUUUUUCACUGUUAGAUUUUCUAUCAAUCC